AUAACCGCAAUCGAGACCAAUAUUUGUCGUCCAAAAGAGGCUGCAAUAAUAUGAAUGGAACAAACACAUGAACUGUGAACAAACAUAACUAUAGAAACGAAAACCGGAGAAAUCGAAAGUAUACCGAUGGCAGAUAUUCCAGAAAACGCAGCAGAAAACUGUCCUGGGACACAGAGUGGUGAUGCUGGAAAGUCUAGUGCAUGCCAAGGCUGCCCAAAUCAACAAGCCUGUCUGACAAGUGAAAGUAAAGCACCUGAUCCAGAUAUUGGAAAGAUUGAUGCUGUGCUAUCACAAGUGAGGCACAAAAUUGUUAUUCUGUCUGGAAAAGGUGGUGUGGGUAAAAGCACAUUGACUGCAUCCUUGGCGCGUGCUCUUGCUUCAAAUGAAGAGACUCAGGUUGCAGUGCUUGACAUUGACAUCUGUGGUCCAUCAAUGCCUAGAAUAUUUGGAGUAGAGUUUGAACAGGUACAUCAAAGCUUAUCUGGCUGGUCUCCAGUAUUCGUUCAAGAUAAUUUGUCGUUGAUGUCUGUUGGCUUCCUGCUCAGCAGUCCAGAAGAAGCAGUCAUUUGGAGGGGCCCACGUAAAAAUGGCCUGAUAAAGCAGUUUUUAUGCGAUGUUGAUUGGGGUCAGCUGGACUAUCUUUUGAUAGACACCCCACCUGGUACAUCUGAUGAGCAUUUAUCUGUUGCGCAGUAUCUCAAGCUUGCAGGUGUUGAUGGCGCUAUACUAGUCACAACACCCCAGGAGGUAGCAUUACAAGAUGUUCGAAAAGAAGCGAACUUUUGUGCAAGGUUGGGUUUACCAAUCAUAGGUAUAAUUGAAAAUAUGAGUGGCUUCAUAUGCCCCAAUUGUAAGGAACAGUCACAGAUUUUUCCACCAACAACUGGCGGAGCAGGCAAGAUGGCAGAAGUAUUGAAUGUACCACUUUUGGGAAAAAUUGCCCUCGAUCCUAGCAUAGGUCGCAGCUGUGAUGAUGGACUGUCGUUUCUCUCAGAGAGACCAGAAUCACCGGCAGCUGCUGCCUUACUCAGUAUUGUUGAAAAUGUGAAACUUUUUUGCAACCGUCCAUGAGUUUGUAGCAGUAAGCGAUAUAAUUGUAGAAAUUAACGCAUGGAUACCCCAAUUUCCUUGUUCAGUUUCCUUGUCCAAAUGCAAGCUUCAUAGCAACAAAUUCUACUGUUCAAGUGUUGUCUACGCAAGUACAGUAUUUUUUAAUGGAAUUUUUUAGAUGAUGAUGUACAGUAAAACGCGCAUAUAAAAAACCUACUUUUUUAAGAACCGCUAUAUUAAAGAAUGGUAUGUUGGGCGUUGCUAACCCCUUUGGAAUUCCAAAAAUUGGUUCCUAUUGAAGGAUUAAGAAAGAUGCAUCGCCGACAGGUCAUCGACGAGUGAAAGUUAAAUGGAAACACUGCCACAAGGUUGUUGCCGACUUAUCGGCGAUGCCCUGCAAAAGUUAAAUCUAGUUCAACUUUUUUCUGUCGGCGACGUGGGCGAUGACUGAAAAUUUUAAUGGAAACAUACAUCACCGACCCGUUGGCAACUCUGUAUGGACGCAUGACCCACACUAGCCAAUCAAAAUCAUUAUCAAUCAACAUGCCCACCCGUUAGGCACAGUUUGUUGUCAAAAGGCUCCCUAGAAGGCCUGGGUUUAGAGUGGCGCCGAUGCGUCGGCGACACGUAAGAGUUAUAAGGAAACCAGGCUGGAAGGAUCAAUUAUACAAUAACCUAACACCCAAAUAAUCAUUACCAUUUCGUUUGAUAAGAUCCCAUCUAGGCAAAACUGAAAAAAUGUAGGUUCUUAUACCCAAGUUUUAACUGCAGUUCUAUUAUAAGUUUUAAGCAUAGGUACGUUAAGUAUUAAAAACAUUGUUACAAAAUGCAAAAUAUCAUGGGAGACUCAGUUUAGCAAUGACUAUUAUCAAGAAAGAA
Rhopilema esculentum is the source of this 1929-nucleotide messenger RNA. RefSeq names its product cytosolic Fe-S cluster assembly factor nubp1. Gene Ontology annotation, cellular component: cytosol. The record is from RefSeq and is a predicted model, not a curated record. Gene Ontology annotation, biological process: iron-sulfur cluster assembly. Gene Ontology annotation, molecular function: ATP hydrolysis activity; ATP binding; ATP-dependent FeS chaperone activity. Lineage: Eukaryota; Metazoa; Cnidaria; Scyphozoa; Rhizostomeae; Rhizostomatidae.